Messenger RNA from Paramecium tetraurelia, 2010 nucleotides. RefSeq lists its product as uncharacterized. The transcript has a single exon. Gene Ontology annotation, biological process: microtubule-based movement. Gene Ontology annotation, molecular function: ATP binding; microtubule binding; microtubule motor activity. The record is from RefSeq and is a predicted model, not a curated record. NCBI's taxonomy places the organism in Eukaryota, Ciliophora, Oligohymenophorea, Peniculida, Parameciidae.
AUGAAAAAAGAACGUCAAUCUUUACUCUCAAAUGAACCUUUCAAAAUAGGGGACAACCCUUACAAAGCCUAUUUGGUGCUGAAACAACCUCAAUUAGAUGAACCUGAAAAGGCCCAAUUUGUUCAUUAGCUUAACGAAUCUACCGUAUAGGCAAAGGACCAAUAGUAUUAAUUCAGUGGAGUCUUCGCAAACAAGAACUCGAAUGAAGACAUCUACAAGGCGGUGUUUAGGGAUUUGAUUUCGCAUUUCUUGGCUGGUGAAUCUCAUAUGAUUUAGAUCUUGGGGGAACGACAUUCUGGAAAGGCUACUCUAGGUAUUGGGAAUAUGAGAAAUCCUGGACUAGUGCUUCUUAUUAUGCAAGAGAUCUUUAAUUUUAUUGAGGAGAAAUUCCUGGAGAAUAACAUCACCAUAAAAAUGAGUGCAUUCGAGUAUGAUGAAACUGGUUUCAAAGAUUUGUUGGUCUUGGAUUCACAACCCUUUAUGCCAGUAUUUUAGAAUGGCCAAAAUUAAUUGCUUGGGAUUCCAGAAGUCAUCAUAGACAACUACCUCCUAGGGAUGAAAAUAUUAAGAAUUGCUAUGGUCAAUCUAAUUAACAAAGAAUAAAACAUCCUGAGUCAAAAAUUUGUAGACAGACACAAAAGAACUAAUUUAAUUAUUGAGUUAAAGGCUGAGAUCAGUCCUAAUGAUGAUAUUAAAGAAUAAGUGAUUAUUUCCAAACUCAAGAUAGUUAAGUUUAGCGGUACAUUUGAGUUCGGAUAAAUAUAUAAGACGAUGGCUGAUCUGACUACCAAAAGACGAAAACACGUAGAUGUGCCAUUCAAAAGUGUAGAAUUGUUAGACUACUUCCGAGACUAUUUGUUAAAUCAAAAAUAAACUGUUUUCAUAUGCAUAAAUAGCGAUAGUGUGGAGAGUGUUAAAUUUGGAUAGCUGAUUGGAUAAAUAAUGAAUAAGUCUCAAUUCUUGACCUUCUCCAUUUAUUAACAGAAUGCUCAAUUAAAGGAUAUUAUGAGCAAUUAAUAUGAAUCAUUAAAUUUGUUCCAUAAAGAGUUUUGUCAAUACAACGAGAGUAAAAAGGAGAGAGGCAAGAUCAUAUUUAGCAUUCUGAUUGGAAUGGCGAAUCUCUUUAAAUCAAUGUUGAAAUUAUUUGAUCAAGCGAGUGAAAUCAAGUAUAAGUUGAAUUGUUUAUAUUCUCAAGUUAUAAGUUUUCAUUGUUCCAAAUACAAUAACAUUAUCAAUACUGAAGAUUGUAAGGAAUUCUAUUUGGCCAAAAUUCAAUUGUAUGCGAUUGAACAAGUGUAAACAGUUGAAUCGACUUGUUAAACUUUGGCAAUAGAGCUCCUUAAUGAUUUAAUUCUGAAGAAUCAGCAACUGAUUAAAUUAAGAAAGGAGAUGAUACAGUUUGGCAAACAAUUUAACAAGUAUCAAUAAUUAUCUUAGUAUGAUUUACAAAGACUUAAUAAUACUCAUUAAUUAGUAACAAAACUGUUGAUUAUUUUCGAUCAACGAUUAGGCUAUAACAUCCUCAAUCAGAUAGAUCUAAAAUACUAUCAAAUGUUCGACAAUGUGUUGGACAUCGCUUCACUCUAUAAAGAAGAUGUGUAGAUCUAAAAUUAGGAUGCUCAAAACUAAGUCUAGACUUAGAAUUUAAAAAAGCAAACCUAAUUGAAUACUACCAAAUUCUUUAAGCCCACUUUACCUAGCAAGAAAGAGCCUCCCUAGAGACAAAGAUUUACAGAUGUGGUGUAGCAGUUAUUCCAUGAUGAAAACACAAAGGAGUAUUAUUCAGCUAAGUCUGUGUUUGGGUUGACGAAAAUCAAUGAUCAACCUCAGAUGAGACAGACGGUGAAAUCGGAACUAUUUGAUAAAUUACAAUCUCGGCAAACCAAUAAUAUCAAGGCCAUAGUGUUGGAGGAGCAGAAGUAUAGGUAGAUUUUAGUGGUAACGUGUUUAGGUUCUUUAGAUCAACAGGAGUGGGAUUCAUCAAGAAUUCAUACAGAAGUGGGAGUCUGA